AUGGGUGCAGCAACAUUACUUGAAGUGAUAUUGGCAAUAUUCAUAACAACUGUAGGAGCCUUCCUUCUUUGUGGCUGCGGAGUGGAAUUUUGGAUCGACUUGUUGCUGACAAUAUUGGGAUACUUACCAGGGAUUAUAUAUGCGAUUUAUGUGGUCGUAAUAUAA
Messenger RNA from Olea europaea var. sylvestris, 165 nucleotides. RefSeq names its product salt stress-induced hydrophobic peptide ESI3-like. Gene Ontology annotation, cellular component: membrane. Bases 1 to 165 code for a protein of 54 amino acids. The record is from RefSeq and is a predicted model, not a curated record. NCBI's taxonomy places the organism in Eukaryota, Viridiplantae, Streptophyta, Magnoliopsida, Lamiales, Oleaceae. The transcript has 2 exons.